Molecule: messenger RNA, 1174 nt
Organism: Nicotiana tabacum (common tobacco)
Lineage: Eukaryota; Viridiplantae; Streptophyta; Magnoliopsida; Solanales; Solanaceae
Product: transcription factor MYB24-like
Biological process (GO): regulation of DNA-templated transcription
Cellular component (GO): nucleus
Molecular function (GO): DNA-binding transcription factor activity; sequence-specific DNA binding
Source: RefSeq, a predicted model, not a curated record
CAAAAACCUUCACUCUCUCAAUUUUCUUCUCAAAUGAGAAAAGGGAGAUUAGUCAAGAGCACAAGUAGUAAUUCCUCAAAUGAAGAUGCAUUUGAGUUAAGAAAAGGGCCAUGGACUACUGAGGAAGACAACCUUCUUAUUAAUCAUGUAACUAGCCAUGGCGAGGGUCGUUGGAAUGCCUUAGCCAAAUCUUCUGGAUUGAAGAGAACAGGGAAAAGUUGUAGGUUGAGAUGGUUGAAUUACUUGAAACCUGAUGUUAAACGAGGAAACCUUAGCCCACAAGAACAACUCUUAAUCCUUGAACUCCACUCUAAAUGGGGAAACAGGUGGUCGAAAAUAGCAGAGCAUUUACCUGGAAGAACAGAUAAUGAGAUUAAGAAUUAUUGGAGAACAAGGGUGCAAAAACAAGCGCGACAACUUAAGGUUGAUUCUAACAGUACAAAGUUUCUUGAAGCAAUUAGGAGUUUUUGGAUACCUAGGUUGCUUGAGAAAAUGGAGCAAUAUUGUCCCUCUUCAUCAUCCCCUUCUUUUUCUUCAUUUUCCGAUAUUGAAAAGCAGAAUUCUGCUCUUCCUUCUUCCUUAAUCAACGAGCAAGAAUCUUUGCAAUCACUAAUAAAUCCAAAACCAAAUACAUGCCAGGAAAUUAGUCCAAGAUUUUACUCACCAGAAUCCAAAAGUAUGGCAGAAAAUGCCACUAGCUUUACUGGUAACUCUGUUUACAGCAAUUCAACUCAAGAAGAUUGUUAUCAUUUGGAGACUAGCAGCAGCUAUUUUGAGGAGCAACCAUAUUUUUCAGCACUAGAAUCUCAAGAUAUGUCCAUCUCAGAGUAUAAUGGGAUGGCAGAAGCCAAUUGGUUUACGGACCAAUUGUGGAACAUUGAUGAGUUCUGGCAAUUCAGAAAUAUAGGAGAUGUUGGCAUCUCAAGUCAGAAGCUGUGUCACUGAUAUAUUGUUAAUAUUGAUUAGGGAGUUUGACGAAGUUUAACUUAUUGAAUCUAUGAACGUAGCAAGUCGUCCGUCCAUACUCUUAAAGUUUUACUGUAUAGGUUGGUGUUUGCGGAGCUUGUGUAAUGUAGUUGUAGUUAAUGCUGAAGUAGGACUCCUUAGGAACAGCCUUCUUGUAGUAUAUAGAGGAGGUCCAAAUUGUUAAUCUUAAUAGAGUAGAUAUCACUUG